CCCUGCUGCCUACUGAUCUGUCAAAAUUAGCCAGCUCUUCUCUACUCGACCCUCCAUGCACCGUUCCUCUACUGCUAGCUAUUAGCUCCUUGCUGACAAGCUGAUCAAUCUCAAAUAGCAGUGUAGCUGAUCGGACUGAAUAUCUUACACAAAAACAGCGAUGAGUAAAAGGAAAGCGCCGCAGGAAACUUUAAACGAAGGAAUUACCGACUUCCUCAUAGAACUGGCCAAUUAUGAGAAAAACGUAAACAGAGCAAUCCAUAAAUACAAUGCUUACAGGAAAGCAGCCUCUGUGAUUGGUAAAUACCCUCAGAAGAUCAAGAGUGGCACUGAGGCAAAGAAACUGGAUGGAGUGGGAGCGAAGAUUGCAGAAAAGAUUGAUGAGUUCCUAGCCACAGGGAAACUGAGGAAGCUUGAAAAGAUUCGCAAUGAUGACACCAGCACCUCUAUCAACCUGUUGACCAGAGUCACAGGCAUUGGCCCGGCAGCUGCUCGCAAGUUUGUGGAAGAUGGGGUGAAGACACUAGAUGAUCUGAGAAAGAUCGAGCACAAGCUUAACCAUCACCAGCAGAUUGGACUAAAGUAUUUUGAGGACUUUGAAAAGAGGAUUCCACGAGCUGAAAUGGAGAAGAUGGAGUCACUGAUUCUUAAGGAGCUAAAGUUAGUGGAUCCCACAUAUAUUGGGACUAUCUGUGGAAGCUAUAGGCGAGGAGCCCAGUCCAGUGGAGACAUUGACAUCCUCCUGACACAUCCCAACUUUACCUCCCAGACCGACAAACAGCCAAAACUGCUACAUGCUGUUGUGGACCAUUUGGAGUCAUUGGGAUUUAUCACUGACACUCUCUCCAAAGGAGACACAAAGUUCAUGGGAGUGUGUCAGUUAGCACGUGGAGAUGAAGAAGAGGAAUAUCUUCACAGGCGCAUUGACAUCAGGUUAAUUCCUAAGGAUCAAUACUACUGUGGUGUGCUGUACUUCACUGGCAGUGACAUCUUCAACAAGAACAUGAGGACUCGUGCACUGGAAAAGGGCUUUACACUCAAUGAGUACACCAUUCGGCCACUAGGAGUCACAGGCGUACCCGGGGAGCCUCUGCCAGUGGACAGUGAGAAAGACAUUUUCGACUACAUCCAGUGGAAAUACAGAGAGCCCAAGGACCGCAGCGAGUGAGAGGCAGAGAGGGGCAUUUUUUGGGAGACGCACAUACUGCAUCUGAUGUGUGCGCGGGGUCCUCUCAGACAGGUUCCCUGUAUCAGAACCUGUACAGCAGAUAAUGUUGAGAUGCCUCUUCAGUUUGUGUUUAGUUUGGUGUGUACUGGUGUGUAUUUGUGAAUGUGUCAGGUGUAGAGGUUUUAAGUGAAGUGUAUUUAUUAAUCAAUUAUUUAACCAGCCUUUGUCUUAAUGAAUUUUAUGGUUUAAAUUAUUCCAAGAGCUGCUAAGAUUGUCUGCAUCAAGGAAAUGGCCAAUUGAGAAGCCAUACAUUUAUAGGUAAAAAGGGUAUAGGUAUAAGGCUAUAUGGA
Megalops cyprinoides (Indo-Pacific tarpon) is the source of this 1518-nucleotide messenger RNA. Its product is annotated as DNA polymerase beta-like. The record is from RefSeq and is a predicted model, not a curated record. The transcript is spliced from 14 exons. Gene Ontology annotation, cellular component: nucleus. Gene Ontology annotation, molecular function: DNA binding; DNA-directed DNA polymerase activity. Bases 161 to 1168 code for a protein of 335 amino acids. NCBI's taxonomy places the organism in Eukaryota, Metazoa, Chordata, Actinopteri, Elopiformes, Megalopidae. Gene Ontology annotation, biological process: double-strand break repair via nonhomologous end joining.